This is a messenger RNA of Vespula vulgaris, 7687 nucleotides long. It is a transcript of the gene Pka-R2, whose product is annotated as cAMP-dependent protein kinase type II regulatory subunit. NCBI's taxonomy places the organism in Eukaryota, Metazoa, Arthropoda, Insecta, Hymenoptera, Vespidae. Gene Ontology annotation, biological process: regulation of protein phosphorylation. The transcript has 8 exons. The record is from RefSeq and is a predicted model, not a curated record. Gene Ontology annotation, cellular component: cAMP-dependent protein kinase complex. Bases 691 to 1842 code for a protein of 383 amino acids. Gene Ontology annotation, molecular function: cAMP-dependent protein kinase regulator activity.
CACGAUCGGGUCAUCGUUUCUUCACCUGUUUUUCCGCGAUCGCGCCUAUGUCCGAAGUAAUUUGAUGUUGCGCUUUAAAAAACGACAAAAAAAUAAGGGUGGACGGGCGAAUGGUCGCAGGAGAGAUUAGAAACGUUGACUGUAAGAUUAGGGCGCGCGCGCGCGCGCGUGCGACGUGGUCAAGGAAGAGAGAAGAGUAGAGGGAGCGGUGGUGGGCUAGUUAGCUGUGAGAAAAGUAGAGAUAGACAUUUUGGAAGGUCUCCGUUUUCAUCGAUUUCAUUGUAAUAAAAGACAUACGAAAAUUAAAAUUUUUUGAAAUAGGAAAAAGGAAGAAAAGAGUGACAAAGAUAAAACGUUUCAAGCGGUUGAUUGAAAGAGAGCGAGAGUGAGAGAGAGGAAGGGAGUGAGCGAGAGUGAGAGAGAAAGAGGGUGGGAGCGCGCGCGAGAGAGAGAGAGAGAAAGAUAGUGAGAUAGAUAGAGAGAGAGAGAAAGAAAGAAAGAAAGAAGGAAAGAAAGAAAAAGAAAGAAAGAAAGAAAGAAAGAAAGAAAGAGCCGUUAGGAGAGAAGGCGCGCGCGUGCGUGCGUACGUGCGCGCGGCGUUAAGAGACAAGAGGAGUGAUAGGCGACGGACGCGAUACGUCGCGGCUGCCGGCGGAACGUUACGAAGGAACGUUCGCGCGAAGAGAAAAAAUGAGCUGUCAACGUAACGCUGGCAAGAUCACGGUGCCGGAUGACCUUAGAGACGUUCUCUUGGAAUUUACGAUCAGUUAUUUGUUAGAGCAGCCCGGCGACAUAAUCGAUUAUGCGGUUGAGUUCUUCACGCGACUCAGGGACAAUCGUCGAACGCAGUUGAUUCAGCCCGAUGCGCAUACUUGUGCUUCGACACCGGACGAGUCCGUCGACGAAGAACCACCGGUCGGCAAGUUUGCGACCAGAAGGAAGAGCGUUUUCGCUGAAACUUACAAUCCAGAAGAAGAUGAGGAAGAAGACGGCGUUAAGAUGGUGCAUCCGAAAAGCGAUGGCCAACGACAAAGGUUAAGCGAAAGUGUCAAGAAUAUUCUUUUGUUUCGUGCUUUAGACGAAGAACAAAUGGCUGACGUAUUGGAUGCAAUGUUCGAGAAAACCGUUCAACCAGGAGAAUUUAUCAUUAGACAGGGUGAUGAUGGUGACAAUUUUUAUGUUAUUGAAAGAGGGAAAUUUGAAGUAUACGUUAAAGAUGCUAAUGGAAUAGAAACUAAUAUUCACACUUACGAUAAUCGCGGUGCUUUUGGAGAAUUGGCCCUUCUUUAUAACAUGCCUAGAGCGGCUAGUGUUAAAGCUGUUACUCCAGGUACUCUUUGGGCCAUGGAUAGACAAACUUUCCGUCGAAUUCUUUUGAAAUCUGCUUAUAAGAAGCGCAAGAUGUACGAGGAUUUGAUUAAUAAAGUUCCCAUGCUUAAAUCGCUCGAACCUUACGAGCGCAUGAACCUCGCUGAUGCUCUUGUACCGAAACAGUAUUUAGAUGGCGAGCAAAUUAUUAAACAAGGAGACACGGCUGAUGGAAUGUAUUUUGUUGAAGAUGGCGUUGUCAGAAUUACUAUAUUGGGUGAAAAUAAUCGCGAAAUAGAGAUUAAUCGAGUUCCAGCUGGAGGAUAUUUAGGUGAAUUAGCAUUGGUAACGCACAAACCUCGCGCAGCUUCGGCCUAUGCCGUAGGAGAUGUAAAAUUGGCCUUUUUGGAUGUUGAAGCAUUCGAACGUUUAUUGGGCCCUUGUAUGGAAUUGAUGAAGCGCAAUAUAGAUGAUUACGAGGAUCAAUUGGUCAAAAUUUUUGGCAGCAAAACCAACAUUUCCGACAUUCGAUGAACUAUUACGAAUUAGUAGAUGUCGCGCUGCUGUACCGAAAGCACAGUUUCGUACAGUAAUGUAUAACAGCACAAAAUUAUGCCACCACCUAUUUCUGAAUCUCAUCCGCGUAUUUCAAGUAUCGUCUCGAGUCGACUUUCGUAUGACUGUCCAAUGUCAGCUGGUAAGAUUCGCCAUUAAUAAUUAUCAAGUUUAUACCUGUGACACACUAAACAAAUUUACAAGAUGCUCGGUUCUUCGUACAUACAUCACGGUAUUAUAAUAACUUUUUAAGACUGUAUUAGAUCAAAAAGUAUUAAAAAUUUCGCCGUGCACUCACUCGCAUGGGAGAUUGAGAUCUGUUUAUGAGAGAGAGAGAGAGAGAGAGAGAAGAAAAUCAGCAAUUUGUAUAAUUGACAUGUGUAUAACGUUUCCCGUUAGAGCGUUGCUCGCAAUAAGAAAUACUCGGAAUCGUAAUACGUGAAAAAUAGUAUUGUUUUUUUUUUUUUUUUUUUUUUAAUUUAUAGUAGAACGAUUUGAGUUCUUUAAACAACUUAUACUUUUUCAGAAUGCUCGUCUAUGCCUUUGCAUAUUUUUGUAGACACGUAUUUCUUAUUUGAAAUAUAUGCUCUUAUGAAAGUUGCUUAAUCACGCUCGUAAGUAGCAUUGCAAAUCUCAGAGCAUUAGACAAAUUUUAUCGUGCUCUGUUCGAUGUUAGGCAUUGGCUAAAGUAUUCUGAUGUAGAAGAUAAACACGCUGAUAGUAUCUUUCUGAUCGUUUUGAUUUUUUACAUAUUGUAUAUCGAAAACUUGAUAUACUAUGCAAGACAGCUUUCACCAUAAUACGUACCUAUCUAUUAUGAUUUUUAUUCAUUGAAAGUACGAAAAGAAAAUAAGUAAAGGAGAUUGAAUAUGCAUUAAGGAUAUGCAUGAAAAUGUACAAAUAACUAUUGACACGGCAUGCGGAAAAAAUCAGACCGUGUCUUUAAUGCCACGUUUAUUAAAUACAAAUGAAGUUAGUAGAAGAAGGGAAGAUAACAAGAAAUGGCGUUUUGUUCAGUCGCGGGUAUGAUUUCAUUUCGAUCAUCGUUAAUCAUAUUUUUCGAGCAUUGUAAUCCUAUAUUAUUAUUUUAAAAUUACAACACAAUAGGAGGGGAGAAGCAAUUGUGUAUGUUAAAAGUAAUAGAGAGUACCAUUCUUGUUUCUUCCAUCGAAUAGUAGAUUUGAUAGUAAAUUUGCAAAGUCAAAGCAUUGUUCAUUGUAUAUUUAUUAUGUUGAAGAAAGUGAAAUGUUAUUGUUAUAAUUAUUCUAUUAUCGAAUGUUACAGAUGCACUUUGCAAAAAUAUCUUAUCUCGCUGCUUUUGUAUCAAAUUCUAAGUCAUAUUUGAUGCAAAUCAAAUAUAUUUCAAAGCAGUUUCUAUGUUCCUAAUUUUAUAACGUGAUUGUUUUUAAUUUUUGUUAACAAGCUACAAAGUAUCGAAGAAAAUAUAGCAGCGCACAAUUCUAUGCACACUUAUCAUAGAGAGCAUAUGCCGAUAAACAAUUGGUUAAAUGAUAGAACAUGCGAUCGAUAAUAUUUAUCGCACUAUUCUCACAUAGAAAUUUUUUUUACAUACAUAUAGUAAAACGUCUACUUUAUUGAUCGAUAAAUGGGUUGUAUAAACAUGGAUUUACAAAAGAAAUAUAUAUAUAUAUAUAUAUAUAUAUAUAUAUAUAUAUAUAUUAAAGCGGUAUAGGGAUAUUACGAUGAUAUCGCGAAUUAAUUUUCAUUCUUCUCCAUUGGUAUGAAAUUUAUCGUCUGCUGAAUUCUUUAUCGAGUUAUCAUUGUUAUUGCAAAAGAAUAGAUACGACAUUUAGGUGCACGCUGAUUUGAACAAAUGGACAAGCAAAUUAAUUUCUUUCAAAUUUGAAGUCUUAAGAAAAUCAUGAAAUUGGUGAGUUUAAAAAUUAUAAAAAAUACAUUCAGUAAAUUUAUCGAUACCAACGGAAGAUCAGGUUUGUUUUUACUGAAUAUUAUAGGACAUAUUGAAAAUUAAACAAAACGAGAAGACGUCAAAGAAUAUGAUCAUCAUAAUCAAAGUCAUUGAAUCAUCAAGCGGGAGUCGAUGUAUCUGUCAAAUUUCAUUUUAUAAAACCGUGUGUUUUAAUCCGAAAUAUAUCCAUAUAUUUCGUCUUUAUACAAUUUGAUGAGGAAUUAAGAAAACAAAAAUUUUUCAAAAUAUUUUUACCACAGGUGAAAUAUAUUAUAUAACUUUAUAUCUGGCACUCUUAUACCAAGAAGAAAUGAAUUUAAAUGCCCUACGAUCUAAUGUAUUAGUCGUUUGACACAAUCAGAUUGCAAUUUUUGCGACGACCAUAAGAUCCGUGAAAAAUGGUUUUUAUUACCAUUAAUUAUAUGAUCAUUACACGACUGAAAUAGAAUUACGCCAUUAGUUUUCUAAAUAAUAUCAUUAUCAUAAAUAAAGAAAAGGAGAAAAAAGUAAAAAUAAAAUAGAUCUGCAUAAUCUAUUUUAGAACGAACAUUACGUUGUCGUAUUUUUACGAAACCGCUUUCGGUACAUAGAUACACUUGUUCAUGUUCUAUGUCGACAGAUAAAAUGUUCGUAUUAUUCACAUUAUAAUUGUAUGUUCCCUGCAAAUGCCUUUUUUAUGUUUGUGAUAUUUCAGUAUUCAUUGUACUGCAUUCUCCGUUUUCGUUUAUUUUCAAUAAUCCUUUGUAGUCUUCCGUUAUAUUUUUAAACUGUGAUAUUAUUUUUGAUGAAAUAUGUAAUUUGUCUCUUAUAACUUCUUUUAUUCGUUAAAAUGUACGAAUUCAGAUCAAACAAUUGGAUAUGAAAGAUUCUUUCCAGGGCCGAAAGAUCUUAUAACGAUCCAGGAAAAAAUAACAACUCCUUUACUAUUGAAUAGAAUAACAAACAAAAAAUAAUAAGAAAAAAGUCGAUAAUAGAAAGAUGAUAAUUAAAAGAAAAAAGAAAAAAAAAACAUAAUUUAUGCACCGAGUAUCAUGAGUGUAGUUAUCUCUCAUAUUUGUGUCAGAUUAUAUUCGAUAAAUUAAGUGUCAAUGCUUCGUAGAGCUAAUCAAAGCCGAAUUUCAGAAUAUUACGUGUAUUUAAAUAAUGUCAUUUGUCCUAUAUGUUGCGUGUUGCCCUCUGUAUAUAAAUGUACGACGAUCGAUUUAUAAUAUCUUAAUUUUUAUGCACAGUCCAUCGUUUGUUCCCGCUUUUGCUUGCAGUGCAUAUACUUAACGUCUUCAUUCUGUAAGAACACGCGUGUGAUCUUCGUCGAUCUUUAAAAUUUCCUCUUUAUUAUCGACGUAGUAUUAUCAAAUAUAAAUUUCAUCGGUAUUAUUUCUACUAUUCCACUCUAUUCGAGCUAUAAGGAUCGUCAUUUUCUCUAUUUCGCUGGUCUCCUUGAAAGGACCGUAUAUACUAAUAACGACCAAGCGCAUCCUUUGCAAUGAUAAAUGAUUGGGAUUUUGUCGUAUUUUCCUCGAUAGUCUAUCGCAGAAAAAAAUGAGAAAAAGUAUGAAACGAUAGUAAAAAAAGAAAAAAAAAGAAAAAAAAAACAAGAAAAAAAAGAAAAAACCGAAUACGGGUUCACUUUCCAUACGAGAAUGUUCUUUUUGAUUUUUAAGAUGAUGUUUAAUGCAUUUAACGAAUUUUCUUAUUUUACAUUGAAUCAAGAUCUAUGGAAGAAAGUGAUCGAACUUACGACUAUUUUUGUCUGUCAUAUCCUUGUUCUUUCUGUCGCGAAUAAAAUAAUUGAUGCAAUUGUGUGUACGUGCGUGCGUGCGCGUUAUAAAAUUAUAUGAAUGUACCAAAAAAUAUAAACAUACUUAUAUAUGUACAUAGAUGCGCGCAUAGUGCGUACGCACGCAAUUCUUAAAAGAAUGAUGAUUGUAUCUAUGUACUAAUCGGAUAUAUCAUUCUCCCUCUUUUAAAUAUACAAAAUUCGUGAAUAAACUCGUUAACUAUCACUACGAGAAUUUCGAUUACGAUCGAAAGUAAUUUUUAAAUUAUCUGACGAUCUUUCUAUGUGUAUCAUACUAAAGAUUCUAAAUAAUGAAGAUUCAUUUAUUUCUUGAACGGUAAUCGUUCUAAUUUUAAUUUUUUUUCGAAGAAGAGAUAAGAAAGAAUCUCCUUUUUUGCUCUUGUUUUUUUAUUAACUUCACUCUUGUACCAUACCAAAGUUAUAAUUAAACGCGGAAAAGAGUGUUAAGAUACAAUAAACGUUUAAAGGACUCGGAAUAACCAAAUAAGUAAAUAAAAAAUAUAUAUAUAUACAUAUACAUAUACAUAUAUACAUAAUACGAAUAAAAUUAUAGUCCUAAGAAAUAUCAUCGUGAGCAACGCGUCUAAAGAGGGUAACACGUAUAUAAUACCGAUACGACGAUAUAUCGAGGAAUGGUUACCUUGUGUUCUAUUUAUGACGCAACGAUGCUGUAAAAGUCGCGUUGUGUGAAUUAUAAAACGAUGAAGAAAAGAAAAGAGAAGGAAGAAAAUAAGGAAGAUAAGAUGCGAGAAAAAAUUGCAGUAAAAAAAAAAAAGAAAAAUCGCAUAGUUGUUAUUCGAUGUGCAAAACCAAUGGAUAUAUUUAUCCGAUGUUUAUCCCACUGAGGAAAAUAAAUUUCCUCGGAAAAUGCUGACUCACGAAGAGAAAUGUAUAUGAAAGUGAGCUCUUUGUGUUCCCUUUUCUCCUUUCCAAGAAAAAACAAAAAAAAAACAAAAAAAGAAAUGAAAAGAAAAUAAGAAAAGUCAUUGCGAUGCUGUUGUUUGGGAAGAUCGAGCGUAGAAAAGAGCUGAUCGAGAGUUAGCGCGUAACAGGGUAUCGGAUAUUAAAAGAAAAUAAAAGAAAAAAAAUAUAAAAAUUCAUAGCGAAGCCGGCCGAAAUGAAAGAGAAAAAAAAAGAACUAAUCUUGUUUAACUCGCUGUAGUAAAGUGUUAAACAUUUUCAAUUUCUGCCCUAUUUCUCAACAAUUGAUUUUAUCGAUUAUUCCUAAUGAACUAUCGAUCAAGAGAAAGGAUUAACAUCGUUUCUUUCUUUUCUAUUGUAUCAUUUACUCGAUCUUGCGACUGGGAAGACGCAUCUGCUGCACGUCCGAAGCGAACCAUACAUAUACAUAUAUAUGUAAUAUAUACAUAUAUGUGUGUGUACGCGCGUUUGAUGUGUGUUUGUGUGUAUGUUUGCGUGCGUGUGCAUGAAUGUACGUACGAGUGCAUGUGCAUGGGUAUAUGCGUGUGCAUGAUGUAUGUACGAAUGCAUAUAAUGAUCACAUAUAUAGAUGUGAUAUAUCGCUUUGGAAUGACUAUGUUCGUCUGAUCUAUGGUUAAAAACCAAAUAGAUUUUGUAUUAUACGGCACUGCGUAAGGAUAUUUCGAAAAUCAUUGACUGUAGUAUAAAUUAAAAAGUUAAAAAAGAAAAGAAAAAACAAGAAUGUACGUACUUAACGUCCCGUCUUAAUUUCGCGAUGUGUUGUAGCAUGUACAAGCACUUAGGUGAUAUAUAUACACACACAUAUAUAUAUAUACAUAUUAUAUAUAUAUAUAUAUAUUUUAGAGAUGUCGAAUAUAUGUCAAAACUCGUUUCCAGCUGGUCUGAUCGGGUAUUACUCUAAUAUAAUUACUAUGCGUUUAUAACUGGCAGAGAUGCGAGUAGCAAAUUAAUCUUUGUAAGAAUAACAAAAAAAGCGCAUGCAAUCCGAAGAUUUGACGUAUGAUGAGUAUAAUUAAAAUACAUUUAUGAACGUUUGUCUAUGCUGUUUUUGCGAACAUUUGAGUAUGAAACGAGGAGUCCGAGAUUUCUGUAUCCACCCUCAUUCGAUGAAUAAAAAUCUUCCAUGAUACGAAGAACGUCAAAGUUAACAAAAA